UGCGGCGGGUGUGUUUCGGCCUGGCCUGGUCAGGCGCUUGUGCUGCCAGGGCGCCGGGCCCGGGGAGGCCGGGGUCUCGGGUGGCCACCGGCCCAGGAGCUGGACAGCAGCAGGAUGGGGAAGGCGAAGUUCCCCGCCUCCAAGCGCGCCCCGAGCAGCCCCGUGGCUAAGCCAGGUCCUGUCAAGACGCUCACUCGGAAGAAAAACAAGAAGAAAAAAAAGGUUUGGAAAAGCAAGGCGCAGGAAGUAAGCAAGAAGCCAGGAAGCGGCCCCGGUGCUGUGGUGCGACCUCCAAAGGCACCAGAAGACUUUUCUCUAAACUGGAAGGUGCUGCAAGAGUGGCUGCUGAAACAAAAAUCUCAGGCCCCAGAAAAGCCUCUUGUCAUCUCUCAGAUGGGUUCCAAAAAGAAGCCCCAAAUUAUCCAGCAAAACAAAAAAGAGACCUCGCCUCAAGUGAAGGGAGAGGAGACGCCGGCAGGAAAAGACCAAGAGGCCAUCAGGGGCUCUGUUCCUUCAAGCUCCAAGAUGGACAGGAAGGCGCCAGUACCUCGCACCAAAGCCAGUGGAGCAGAGCACAAUAAGAAAGGAACCAAGGAAAGGACAAAUGGUGAUAUUGUUCCAGAACGAGGGGACAUCAAGCAUAAGAAGCGGAAAGCUAAGGAGGCAGCCCCGGCCCCACCCACCGAGGAAGACAUCUGGUUUGACGACGUGGACCCGGCGGAUAUCGAAGCUGCCAUAGGUCCAGAGGCGGCCAAGACAGCGAGGAAACAGGUGGGUCAGAGCGAGGGCAGCGUCAGCCUCAGCCUCAUGAAAAAGCGGGCCUUCGGCGGCCUGACAAGAGCCUUAGCCUUGGACUGUGAGAUGGUGGGCGUGGGCCCUAAGGGGGAGGAGAGCGUGGCCGCCCGUGUGUCCAUCAUGAACCAGUAUGGGAAGCGCGUUUAUGACAAGUACGUCAAACCAACCGAGCCCGUGACGGACUAUAGGACAGCGGUCAGUGGGAUUCAGCCUAAGAACCUCAAGCAGGGAGAAGAGCUUGAAGUUGUUCAGAAGGAAGUGGUAGAGAUGCUGAACGGCAGAAUUCUAGUGGGGCAUGCUCUGCAUAAUGACCUAAAGGUACUGUUUCUUGAUCACCCAAAAAAGAAGAUUCGGGACACACAGAAAUAUAAACCUUUCAAGAGUCAAGUAAAGAGUGGAAGGCCGUCUCUGAGACUACUUUCAGAGAAGAUCCUUGGGCUCCCGGUCCAGCAGGUAGAGCACUGUUCGAUUCAGGAUGCCCAGGCAACAAUGAGGCUGUACGUCGUGGUGAAGCAGUGGGAGAGCAUGGCCCGAGAUAGUCGCCCCCUGCUGACCGCUCCAGACCACUGCAGUGACGACGCCUAGCAGUCCUGCCCUGCUGCUGCCGCCCCGCUACAGAGGCAAUGUGACCACUCACAGGGACAGAUCACAUCUCCCCAGAGUGGCAACUCUGGUGAAACCUUUUCAGAAUCAUGGCAGAGGGGCGUGGCGUGGUGCCACUGAGAACGUCCUCCUUCCUCUUGACUUUGUGGUCUGAAACCUGGUCUUACUGUCCAUGUGUGUUUGGGCCCGGAUGAUCAGGGUGGGUAGCAGGGACUGCCGUGGGCACGCCUGGCCACGCUUUACCGACUGCUGACCCCCCUGGGCGAGGCGAGGACGGGGCCUAUGGGCCGCCAGCCCAUACGGU
This is a messenger RNA of Symphalangus syndactylus (siamang), 1702 nucleotides long. Its product is annotated as RNA exonuclease 4-like. Gene Ontology annotation, cellular component: nucleus. The record is from RefSeq and is a predicted model, not a curated record. NCBI's taxonomy places the organism in Eukaryota, Metazoa, Chordata, Mammalia, Primates, Hylobatidae. Gene Ontology annotation, molecular function: nucleic acid binding; 3'-5' exonuclease activity. Gene Ontology annotation, biological process: DNA catabolic process; rRNA processing.